UUAAUAUUACUCCUGCGGAAUAAUUUCUUCGUGGGCGUUAUCAGUCUGCUAGACAAGAGCAGCGUGAAUUUUCGUUCAUUGCGAUGGUUGGCAAAUUUACGACUUCGACGUGUGUAAAAAUGAUCGCGUUAAUUGUAUCGUUGUUAUGUGUUCUUGUGACGAGUGCGAAAAGUACAGGUACCGGUAUUUCGAACGCUGUCGAUUUAUCGCAUCCUUUGAGCUCGGAAACUUUGAUGUGGGAUCCUAACGCCAAAUUCAACCUAACUGAUAAAACACUGUACGAAAAUAAAACCCAUUUUUACGCCGCUAAUCAAUUUUCUGGACCUGAACAUGGUGGUACUCAUUUGGAUGCUCCUUAUCAUUUUCAUAAACAAGGAUGGACUGUUGAUCAAAUCCCCAUAGAACGUUUAAUUGCUCCAGGAGUCUACAUUGACGUCAGUGAUAAAGUCAAAGGUAACUCGAAUUUCGAAUUAUUGGCCGAGCAUUUGGCUGAAUGGGAACACAACAACGGACAUAUUACACACGGUUCCGUAAUAUUAGUAAAUUUUGGCUGGUCCGAACGUUAUGGAAAUAGGACAUCAUAUUUUGGCAACUCGACACAACCGUAUAGUUUCCCAGGUAUUUCGGAAAAAGCUGCCGGAUGGAUGGUCAGCCAUGGAGGUAUUUAUGGAGUUGGAUUGGAUACUCCUUCAACAGAUCCUGGAAAAUCGCAAACGUACCCAGCGCAUAAGAUGUUGUGCCAAAAUUCCAUCUAUGGAAUAGAGAAUUUGAAUUUCAAAGGGAUCAAUUUACCUCCGAAAGGAUUUAAUGUGAUUGCUUUACCACUUAAAAUAAAAGGAGGUACGGGAGGACCGUGUAGAGUUGUUGCUAUGGGUUUGUAAGAUUUUGUUUUAAUUUAUUUUUUUGUACAAUUUUUUACAACUGUUUUUUUUUUAAUACUUGGGCAUUGACGAGGUUGUUUUCAUUUUUAUAAUAAAGUUUUUGUUGAAUA
Molecule: messenger RNA, 991 nt
Organism: Planococcus citri (citrus mealybug)
Lineage: Eukaryota; Metazoa; Arthropoda; Insecta; Hemiptera; Pseudococcidae
Product: isatin hydrolase-like
Exons: 2
Coding region: 84-881 (265 amino acids)
Molecular function (GO): arylformamidase activity
Source: RefSeq, a predicted model, not a curated record